Molecule: messenger RNA, 941 nt
Organism: Suillus fuscotomentosus
Lineage: Eukaryota; Fungi; Basidiomycota; Agaricomycetes; Boletales; Suillaceae
Exons: 4
Coding region: 107-661 (184 amino acids)
Source: RefSeq, a predicted model, not a curated record
GACCCUCUCCACGACCGAGCCCAUCUAGUCGGAGACCUUCAACAAUUGCAGAGCUCUCAGACCGUACUCUUUCCAACCUUUGGGAUCCUUCGAAAGGUCUCAAGCAAUGGCUAUUGCUCCCUUUCUUAUGCCUAUCGAGAGCCCAACAAGGAACCGCGCUACAACUCCAACAAGGUUGAAGCCCCCGUCUUAUCCUGCACCAGUAACCACAACAUCGCCUAUUCCACCGGAUGGACAUAUUCAAUACCCAGAAUUCAUGUCGCAACACCAGCUCAAGCAAGCCCACCAUCUUGUACGAUCUUCCCUACUUUUCGAACCGGAAUCUUCUCAAUUGUCUACUCAUCAACUUCCUGAUCUUUCUGUGGUUGUCUUGCCGAGUCAGCCGACGUCAUACCCAUACUCUCAGAAUACGACGCGGUCGACUUCUGAUGUUUACUUUGAUUCUGCAACCCCGUAUUCUUCCCUUUCGCGAGUUCGUCAGGCCGUUCCUCCACCUCCAUCCGCUCCCGUACGUCGUAUCGAUGGUGACCGGUACCGGACUGCUGACCAAGACUCUGCACGGAUUACUUGUAAAGCCAGCGAUCCUGUUCAAGUACCCGACCUGAAGAUCGAACUUGCUACGAGAAUGUCUUCCGCAGGUUCCUGUCUAUCUCAUCGCUGAAUAUGGCGCGAAAUCGUGAAACUUUUCGACUGUUGCUUGGAAAGACAAAGAAAAUAAAUUUACUGUCACGGCGCUCUUCAUUCCAAGGCAGCACUUGACAAGCGAUACUUGCACUAUGGACGAGGAAGAGCUCGUCCUGCAAUUCACGGAAGAACUUGAUUACCUUGGGAUGAGCAUGUUUCCUCCGGUCGUCCUGUGUAUCUGCGUCUAACAAUCUUCGUUGGAUUCACACCCAUCCUUCACAAUCUUGUGGGUCCCUAAUUUUAGCACAGAACCUCUU